AUGAGCCGGCUCAUGCGUCUUCUAUUCGCCGCCUCUGUCGUCGGCCUAGGUGCAUUUCCCUCGCUUGGCGCCGCGGCUGCCGUCAACAUUGCCAUCGAACCACAUGACAGCGACGCCAUAAAGAUAGCCACCAUUCAGGAGCGUGGAUAUGCUCCCGCAUCUGACAAGUGUCCGAGCAGCCGACCCGAGGUACGAAGCGGCCCCUCGCUGAGUCCGCGGGAAAAGGCAUGGCUUCCAAAACGCCGACAACAGACAAUCUCCCACAUCAGAGACUUUCUCAAAAGAAACGCCAUUCCCGGCUUCGACAGUGACAAAUACCUCGGCGGAGUCGGGCCCGACUCCCCGGCUCUACCCAACAUCGGUAUCGCGGUUUCUGGUGGCGGCUACCGGGCCAUGCUCACUGGAGCUGGAGCCGUCGCUGCUUUCGACAGCAGAUCUCCAGGAAGUACUUCCAAAGGCAACAUCGGAGGUCUUUUACAGAGCGCAACGUACCUGUCGGGCUUGUCGGGCGGAGGCUGGCUUGUCGGCAGCAUCUACGCCAACAAUUUUACGACCAUACAGGCUGCUGUCAACUCAGGACGCAUCUGGCAGUUUGGACGGUCUAUACUGAAAGGUCCCGCGGGUAUGACAACAUCGGAGUACUACGCCCUCAUUUUCCUUGAGCAAGUACGCAAGAAGCACAAGGAGGGAUAUCGACGGACAAUCACCGACUACUGGGGCCGGAUGCUGUCAUACCAACUGGUGGAUGCAAAGGACGGCGGAUCGGGCGUUAGCUUCUCGUCCAUCGCCGAAAUGCCCGAUUUUGCGGCCGGAGGAGCUCCCCUCCCUAUCCUCGUCGCCGACAGUCGCGCACCCGGUCAAAAGCGCACCACUCUAGACGAUGCGAUGUUUGAAAUCAACCCCUGGGAGCUGGGAUCGUCGGAUUCUGUGCUCAACGGAUUCGUGCCUCUCAAAUACGUAGGGUCCAACUUUGACAAUGGCAAAAUCCCCAGUCAGGAGCCUUGCGUAACUGGCUUUGAUAAUGUAGGGUACGUCAUGGGAACUUCGAGCAGUCUCUUCAACCAGAUUGUUUUGCGCCUCCGGGAUAACCCCGCCCAGUACGUCCCGCCCGAUGUGCCAAAGUCCACGGUCAAGAUGGUCGUGUCGGUCCUAAGGGGGCUUAGCUUUGCCAACUACGACAUUGCCGACUGGGGGCCAAACCCAUUCCGAGGCUGGAACAGGGCGGCAAACAAGGCCGCGCGCGCGGAUAGUCUCACGCUUGUUGAUGGCGGAGUAGACGAGCAAAACGUCCCUUUCCUUCCGCAUUUGCAGCCGAGCCGCAAAGUAGACGUCGUGUUUGCUGUGGACUCGACUGCGGACAGAAACUCGUGGCCGGAUGGCUCGUCGCCCAUGACCACGUACCAGCGCUCGCUAAGGCCCGUGUCCGGCGGCACGGGCAGCUUUCCCGUCAUCCCCGGCCGCAACACGUUUGUCAACCUGGGACUCAAUACCCGGCCAACCUUUUUCGGUUGCAAUUCAGCCAACACCAGCACCCCAGCCCCUCUGGUCGUCUACCUGCCAAACUACCCGUAUCUGUUUCGGUCAAACAUCUCGACGUUUUCCCUGACGGUUAGCAACACCAUGCGAGACGCACUGAUUGCCAACGGCUGGGCUGUCGCUACCCAGCUCAACGGCGCUCGCGACCAGGACUGGCCCGUCUGCGUCAGCUGCGCCAUGAUUCAGCGCAGUCUUGAGCGGACAAAAACUGCGCUACCGAGCAAAUGCAAGGAGUGCUUCAGUCGCUACUGCUGGAAUGGUACGAUUGAUGAGCGUGAACCCGCCAAAGGAUACUAUCCACCGCUUUACGGGAAGGAGUUCGUUGGUUGA
Messenger RNA from Ustilaginoidea virens, 1866 nucleotides. RefSeq lists its product as uncharacterized. The record is from RefSeq and is a predicted model, not a curated record. Gene Ontology annotation, cellular component: cytosol; intracellular membrane-bounded organelle. The transcript has 3 exons. Gene Ontology annotation, molecular function: A2-type glycerophospholipase activity. Gene Ontology annotation, biological process: glycerophospholipid catabolic process. The coding region runs from base 1 to 1866 and encodes 621 amino acids. NCBI's taxonomy places the organism in Eukaryota, Fungi, Ascomycota, Sordariomycetes, Hypocreales, Clavicipitaceae.